UCCUUUCUUUUUCAAUACCUUGGAGGCAGACCAAGUUUCAGAAACAACACAACCAAUCUCUCUCUCUCUAACGUACGUGUUGUCUCUUUCUCUCUCUCUAUAACCAGAGAGACAGUGAUGUCACUACUCUAAUCAGAGGAACUCAGAAAAGGAUCAAUCACCAUUUCCCAGUCAUGAAUCCAGCAACCGACCCCGCAGCUGCUCUAGCUCCGCCUCCACAACCACCGCAGCCCCACCGUCUCUCCACCUCCUGCGACCGCCACCCGGAGGAGCGUUUCACCGGUUUCUGCCCUUCCUGUCUCUGCGAACGCCUCUCGGUCCUAGACCAAACCAGCAACGCCUCCUCCUCUUCCUCCCGCAAACCUCCGACCAUCUCCGCCGCGGCUCUCAAAGCCCUCUUCAAACCCUCCACCGGAAACGCCGCCGGAAACGGCCGGGUCAAACCCGGGUUCUUCCCGGAGCUCCGUCGCACGAAGUCUUUCUCCGCGUCGAAGAACAGCAGCGACGGAGGACUCUCCGGCAACGCGUUCGAGCCGCAGAGGAGGUCCUGCGACGUCAGGCAGAGCUCUCUCUGGAACCUGUUCAGCCAAGACGAGCAGCGAAACGUUCCCUCCGCCGUCGCCGUCGGCGAGGUCGACGUCGAGCCUAGGAAGUCCAGCGUCCAGGAGCCUGUUCCGGAGGUCAACGACGAAGAAGAAGCCGAAAGCGACGAGGAGGAGCUUGAAGAGGACUACGUCGAAGCCUGCGACUUUGAGAUUGUUAACGACUUCUCAGGCGAACUUAACGGCGUUAAAAGCGAAGUUAACGGCGUUAGAAGCGACGUUAACGAAAUCGUGGAAGAGAUAGAGGAAGUGGAAGUCCCUGAGGAGGUGAAGCCAAUGAAGGAGUACAUAGAUCUCGACUCUCAAACCAAGAAGCCAUCGUCGGUACGACGUAGUUUCUGGUCAGCCGCCUCUGUUUUCAGCAAGAAGCUCCAGAAAUGGAGGCAGAACCAGAAGCUGAAGAAGCGGCGGAACGGCGGCGACCACCGUCCCGGAUCGGCGAGGCUACCGGUGGAGAAACCGAUAGGGAGACAGCUCCGUGACACUCAGUCGGAGAUCGCCGACUACGGUUACGGCCGGAGGUCGUGCGACACCGAUCCUAGAUUCUCCCUCGACGCCGGAAGAUUCUCUCUCGACGCCGGAAGAUUCUCCGUCGACAUCGGAAGGAUCUCGGUCGACGACCCUCGCUACUCGUUCGACGAGCCGAGAGCCUCGUGGGACGGGUCUCUGAUCGGAAGGACGACGUUUCCUCCGGCGGCGAGACCACCGCCGCCGCCGUCUAUGCUCUCGGUGGUGGAGGAUGCGCCGGUGCACCGUCACGUGACCCGAACGGAUAUGCAGAUUCCGGUAGAGGAACCACUUCCACCACCUCAGGUGGUGGUUAAUGCAUCCAACAAUGUGUCCGACCCGGUUAUAAUCCCGGGCGGGUCGAUCCAAACCCGGGACUACUACACUGACUCAUCGUCCCGGAGGAGGAAGAGUCUCGACAGGUCCAACUCCAUAAGGAAAACCGCCGCGGCUGUUAUGGCGGAUAUGGACGAGCCAAAGCCGCCAGUGUCAGUAGACACUUACUCAGGAUCAGUAAGGGACAACAGCUACGGUGUGGAGAUGAAUGAUAACGGUUUUCUCCGGGAACCGGUGAUCACCGGUGAGAGGAAAGUGAGUGGUAAUGAUAACAACAAGAAGUCGAGAAGGUGGGGGAAAUGGAGCAUCUUGGGGCUUAUUUACAGGAAGAGUGUUAACAAGUACGAGGAAGAGGAGGAAGAGGAGAGGUAUAGGAGGUUAAACGGCGGGAUGGUGGAGAGAUCGUUGUCGGAAUCAUGGCCGGAGCUGAGGAACGGAGGAGGAGGACCGAGGAUGGUGAGGAGUAACAGCAAUGUGAGCUGGCGGAGCUCCGGGGGUGGAAUGGGGAGGAAAGUCAACGGGUUGGAGAGGAACAAGAGUUCAAGGUAUUCGCCUAAGAAUGGGGAUAACGGAAUGUGGAAGUUUUAUUUGGCGCCGAUGAAAGGUAGCCGGAGAAUGAGCGUUGGAGGAGGAGCUGGUGGUGGUGGCGGUGGUGGGUGGGGGAAUAGUCACGGCCAUUCUAUAACGAGGAAUGCUAUGAGGAUGUAUUGAUGAUCAACAUGUUCAUUGGGUGGUUCGGUUUAAGGGUUUAGCUCUAUGAACCGUUUGGUUUUUGUUGUCAUUUUGUUGGUUUGGUUUAAUUUCGGUGCAAUUGGUUUACUUUUAAAUGUUAAGGGGAGGGGCAUUUCAAAUGAAUGACUUGUUGACGUUGUCUAUUAUAACCGGAAUAAACCGCCUUUUAACCA
Raphanus sativus (radish) is the source of this 2350-nucleotide messenger RNA. Its product is annotated as protein OCTOPUS. Gene Ontology annotation, cellular component: plasma membrane. The coding region runs from base 174 to 2156 and encodes 660 amino acids. NCBI's taxonomy places the organism in Eukaryota, Viridiplantae, Streptophyta, Magnoliopsida, Brassicales, Brassicaceae. The transcript has a single exon. The record is from RefSeq and is a predicted model, not a curated record.